Messenger RNA from Vigna angularis (adzuki bean), 2190 nucleotides. RefSeq names its product glutathione reductase, chloroplastic. The coding region runs from base 76 to 1710 and encodes 544 amino acids. NCBI's taxonomy places the organism in Eukaryota, Viridiplantae, Streptophyta, Magnoliopsida, Fabales, Fabaceae. Gene Ontology annotation, cellular component: mitochondrion; cytosol. The transcript is spliced from 11 exons. Gene Ontology annotation, biological process: cell redox homeostasis; cellular response to oxidative stress; glutathione metabolic process. Gene Ontology annotation, molecular function: NADP binding; flavin adenine dinucleotide binding; glutathione-disulfide reductase (NADPH) activity. The record is from RefSeq and is a predicted model, not a curated record.
CGACAAGUAAAUUUGCAUUAGCAAGCAAAAGGAGUCCACAAAGAGAGAAGUGAAAAAAACAGAAAUACAAAAGCAAUGGCAACUUCGCUCUCUUUUUCGCCAUCGCUCUCUCUCAACACUCUCUUCUUCAACAAAACGCUUCCAUUUCCUCGCUCUUCUUUACUCCGCCGCCCUUUCUCCAAAUCCCUAAUUCCAAUUUUCACGCGCCGCUGCACCUUCGCCGUGCGCGCCCAAUCUCAAAACGGAGCUGAUGCUGUCGCCGUCCACUACGACUUUGACCUCUUCACCAUCGGCGCAGGAAGCGGCGGCGUCCGAGCCGCUCGCUUCGCCGCGAAUAACGGUGCUUCUGUUGCUAUCUGCGAGCUCCCUUUCUCCACCGUCGCUUCCGAAACCACUGGAGGCGUCGGCGGAACCUGUGUAAUACGGGGAUGCGUGCCAAAGAAGUUGCUUGUUUAUGCAUCAAAAUUUUCUCAUGAGUUUGAAGAAAGUCAUGGUUUUGGCUGGAGUUAUGACAGUGAGCCCAAGCAUGAUUGGAGUAGUUUGAUAGCUAAUAAAAAUGCUGAGUUGCAGCGUCUUACUGGCAUCUACAAGAAUAUCUUGAACAAUGCUGGGGUCAAGCUGAUCGAAGGGCAUGGAAAGAUUAUAGAUGCUCACACGGUUGACGUUAAUGGUAAGCAAUAUUCAGCCAAACACAUUUUAGUUGCCGCUGGAGGUCGUCCCUUCAUUCCUGAUAUUCCUGGGAAGGAAUACGCAAUAGAUUCAGAUAUUGCCCUUGAUUUACCAUCACAACCUGGGAAAAUAGCUAUUGUUGGCGGUGGUUACAUUGCCUUGGAGUUUGCUGGUAUCUUCAAUGGUUUGAAAAGCGACGUUCAUCUCUUUAUACGGAAAAAGAAGGUUCUGAGGGGAUUUGAUGAAGAGAUUAGAGAUUUUAUUGGAGAACAAAUAUCUCUGAGAGGUAUUGAAAUCCAUCCUGAGGAGUCUCCCCAAGCUAUUACGAAGUCAGCUGAUGGUUCAUUCACUUUAAAAACCAACAAAGGUACAAUGAAUGGUUUCUCACAUAUUAUGUUUGCUACUGGACGAAGACCUAAUACUAAGAACAUAGGGCUGGAGUCUGCUGGUGUGAAACUAGCUAAAGAUGGAGCAAUAGAGGUUGAUGAAUACUCUCAAACAUCAGUUCCUUCAAUCUGGGCAGUUGGAGAUGUUACAAACAGAAUAAAUCUGACCCCAGUUGCUUUGAUGGAGGCAGGGGCAUUAGUUAAAACACUGUUUCAGGAUAGCCCAACAAAACCUGAUUAUAGAGCUGUUCCUGCCGCUGUAUUUUCUCAACCACCAAUUGGACAAGUUGGUCUUACUGAAGAACAGGCUUUACAACAGUAUGGAGAUAUUGACAUCUUCACUGCAGAUUUUAGGCCACUGAAAUCUACUCUCUCUGGGCUUCCUGACCGGGUGUUUAUGAAAGUAGUAGUCUCUGCAAAAACAAAUGAAGUUUUGGGUCUGCAUAUGUGUGGAGAAGAUGCUCCUGAAAUUAUACAGGGGUUUGCAAUUGCUAUUAAAGCUGGCUUAACCAAGGCUGACUUUGAUGCCACAGUAGGCGUUCACCCAAGUGCAGCUGAGGAAUUUGUUACCAUGAGGACUCCUACUAGGAGGAUUCGAAAGAGUCAAUCAUCUGAGGGAAAGUCGGGUUCUGUAAAAGCUGCAGCAGGAGUUUAACUAUAUUGCUCUGCUUAAUUGUUAUACUCGAAGAAACCAGUCGGUGCCUCAAGUGGAUAUUAGUAUCUUGUUCGUGCAGUGGUGCCAUAUGACACGUGGACAAGUAAAAUUACGAAAUGAUAUGUACUUUCAGUAACUGACUGGGUUAGUUGUCUAUUUUCUGAUUCUUAACCAGAUUGGUUAUCACUGAAAUUAUCGUGAUUGUCAAAUUGUUGGACGAAAUUCAGGACGAUCUUCAGCGACUGAGUUUUCAGCACAGUGCAUGGAAUGUUAAAGUGACCCCGGAGAAGGCGAGUGAAGUUUUCGUUGCCAUUUUAUUUAAUUAUUUUCAUUUUUCUUUCGCCAGUCCUUUCAUGUACAAAAAUAAUAGGAAAAUCCUUGUGGGAGUUUGAUUUAAAAUAGUCUUUUUGUAUCGAAUUUGUAGUGGGAAUCAAGACAAAAGUCAAUGGUCAUAAUGAAUAAUGGUUUUCUUUUGUAAUA